This is a messenger RNA of Ylistrum balloti, 4039 nucleotides long. RefSeq names its product histone deacetylase complex subunit SAP130-like. Lineage: Eukaryota; Metazoa; Mollusca; Bivalvia; Pectinida; Pectinidae. Bases 95 to 2962 code for a protein of 955 amino acids. The transcript has 19 exons. The record is from RefSeq and is a predicted model, not a curated record. Gene Ontology annotation, cellular component: Sin3-type complex. Gene Ontology annotation, biological process: negative regulation of transcription by RNA polymerase II.
CCUCGGAAGCAAAGGAAAACACGACGAGUCGGUAACAGAAUUUGGAUAAUUCCUCAUAGACGACUAAUUCUGAAAAUGAAUAGAUGAUUUUACCAUGAGCAGUCAGAGCAGUGGUGAUCAGCCAGAUGAUUCUGAAAAUGUAGCCCGCCCAGUUAGUUUACCAUCACAAACCCAUGUACACCACAGAUCAUUGGCGAACCUUGCUCAAGGACCCACCACAUAUCAGGGUGCAUUAUCAAAGUCAGCCUUGAAUAGACGGAUGUUGACAGGAGGAACAGGUGCAUCACAACCUGCUCAUCCCUCACAGUUACCUACCAUUCUACCGACAGGUAUACAGAUUGGCAUUUCCAUGGACACUAGCAAGUCACUGUCCACAACAGCCUCCCUGGUGGCAGUGCCACCUCCAACAAUUGUCAGCGUUGGUAUGGCAACGCCAAGUAUUGUACAAAUCAGUGCUACUUCUUCUUCAUCACUUCUCAGCCAGGCUCUUCCCCUGACUGGUAACAUUCGGGGGGCGUCUCAGCACCAGAAUCCAGUAUUCCCGACACAUCUCCCCAGAGGGGCAGCGGCUGCAGCCUCUGUAUUAGCCUGCCCUAAGUCUGUAAUGUCUGCAGUGCCAGUCCUACGUCACAGUGCAGGCGCUAUCCACAUACCGGGUGCCACACCACAUGGUGGCCACACCCUAACAACACCCCGGAGCCAGCUUAUAACCCCAAACAUCCGACCAAAUACACCUCCUCAGACCCACUCCCCGGCAGCCACUGUCAGUCUGGCUGGUGUUCCAACAUCAGAAUCACACAGGGUAGGUAUAUCUGUCCAAGCAUCUGGUGCUUCGAGUUCUGCCUCUAGUAUUCAUAUCAAGCUUCAGUCACCAUGCACCACUGCGGAGCCCCUCACAAAACAGGUCCUGUCUCAAUCAACAAAGCAGAUACAUGUCGCACAGAACCUCAGCUCCGUCCCUAAAGUCCUCAUGUCUCAGGCGGCAGUCACACCUAUCAUACAGCAUUCACUCAAGGCUGCAGCACCAAAACAAAACAAAGCUGCAGUUCCAGCGGUUGUGGCGCCAUCUUUAUCUUCAACAGUCAUCUCCCCUUUGUCUAUUCCCUCUGUAACUCCAGUGACGGCACCGUCUGCAGCCUCUACUAUCCCUAUAGCUAAAGUUCCCCCAGUGCGACAGCCGACAGCAGCUGCCAGCUUAGCUGGAAUCACACGUAUGUCUUUACCUCAAGACACUAGCAGUUCCACACCAAGUCAGCAGCAUGCCAAACAGACCCUCAGUUUACCCCAGGGACAACCUCACACCACACAGACUCAUCCCCAGCCCCAGGGGCAAACCCAUCCUCAACAUUCACAUCCCCAACCCCAGGGACAGACCACCAGUUUUGUCCCUCAGGCACAUCGGCCUGCAAACAUCGCCUUAAGUCAUCCUGUGACACAUGCAGACAUUCGGCCGGAAAGACCUGCAGGGAUCGCCCAGUUGUCCCAGUACCCAAUGACGUUAUUGUCCGAGUACCAACAGAUCAUGUAUCACCAGCUGGCAUCCCAGAUACGACCUGCUCCAACAGGACUUUUGCCAGCUUCUGCACCACAUGGAUUGUCUGUCUCCUCAGCCCAGACGGUCAAGUUCAGUCCGAUGACAGUAAUGGGGGACCCGCUCAGACUACAGACAUUAUCCGUACACACUCCCUUCUCAAGUGCUUCAGUGUCGUCAGUGUCGGACAGUGUUGCGAGGUCAUCAACACCUAAUGAUUCAUCCAGUGGGAUUUCCAGUGCCGCCUCCACUAAUUCCAUUCCUGUUCCGGCCCUCUCUGCAAUUGCCAUGGCAACCUCUUCUGCAGUUUCCAUAGCUCCAACCCUUUACUCGGUGAACCCAGGGACACCUCAUCCAGGCUCCCUGACUCCACAGCAUUCAUCUUCCCAAGGAGCAACGACACCAGUCAGUCAGCCCAAUGCCUCACCACGCCCCAGCAUACUCAGAAAACGUACCAAUGAAGGAAAUGUCCCAGUGAAGAAGCCAGUCUGUGGUCUCAACACAUUGUCUGAAAGACACAGUCCACGACCAGACUCUAGAACAGACUCGGCUCCUCAGUCCAACACUAGUUCUCCAAAGACACCAGCCACACCUGCCGGUGAGAGUCAGUCAUCUACAGACACAGCACUUUCAAGCGAGGCUACGACUCCAACACACAACUCCAUGGGAGACCUAAAAAUAAAACAGGAACCUUUGGACGCAGUGGAAAAUGGGUUUCCAACAGCUGGAGCUAUUGCUGCCUCCCUGUCUGCCUCUCUACCCAACUCGAUGGAAGCGUCUCCUCGAAAGAAACCCAGGAAACAGUUACUACAUGCCAACGAAGAACUGCGUGAUAACUCCUCAACAGACGAGGACGUGGAGAAGGUAGAAGAAAUUAAAGAGGAAGUGGCAAACCCAGUUAAAAAGGAGAUGAAAGAUGAAUAUGUUGAUGAUGAAGGUGUACGGUGGACAAUUGAGAAAACCAAACCUUCCUUGUCUCUACUUAAUUUUUAUAAUAUUUCAUGGAAACCAAAAAACAACCACUUCAACAGAUAUACGGAUGUUAAACCUAAAGAUGAACGAAGGCCCACAGUCAACGAACUCUCCAAUCAGAGAGGAGUAAUGCAGAAAGCCAGUGGUUGGAAGCUGUUCCAUGUGGCUGCUCAGCUGGAUGAUCUUACGGAGCUUGAAAGGACUCUAAACAGUAAGGUGCUGACACUACAAUCCUCUCUGGCCCCACAGCCACCUUCUCGUCACAGUCUAAUGGAAGACGACCUCGGCCUUCUGCAUGAACUUACGCAGGGUAACAUCCAGCGUUCACGGCUUAUAUCAGACCAGCUGGAGGAAGCUAAAUCUAACAUGUUCAAAGUGCUGGACCACAAAACCAAAAUUACAGAGAUUAUUAAUAAACACAUGAGUAAAAGACCUAUCAAGAAGAAGGAGAGAACGUAGCAGGAAAACAGAAAAUUUUACAGACAAAUGUGUUCAAAAAUAGGAAACAUAGGGCAGUUAGUAUGACCUUUGACCCUUCCUCAGAGGAAAAGGAUCUUCAUGGUUCUGAGGAAAAAAUCCAAAGACGUACAUGAUCUAGAGCUCUCUGAGGAAUCUGCAGUCAGUACACUGUUAGAAGUACUGUGCUACAGAAUAAACAGAUAGAAAACACAAGGGGAUGUGUGGAAAGAAGACUGUUUUUUUAUUGUGAAUGAAAUUGUCACGUCAGGUUGGUUUCUAGAAAUUGAUUUGGUCCUUUGGAAAAUGAACAGAAAGUUGGAGGGAAUGCCAGUCUACAGUUUGAUAAUGAUUCUGAUGAACUGUGAAAGGAUAUCAGAGACUGAGAAGCUUCUAUAACAAAGUGAAGUUUUACUGUAAUAUGAAAACUGGGAAAGAAAAGGGAAAAGCCUGGUCAUAAUGGAAACGAAAAAGGACGAACGUGUAUACAGUAAUAGACUUAUUUUGUGUGGAAAAAUGAAUUUUAUACAAAUGAUGAAGCCUAGUUUAGAGUUUUAAAGAUUAUGAUUGGACGACGAGGCCAUAAAGAAUCAUGGAGGAAAGGAUUCGUUUUCUGUUUAAUUGUGAAUGUGAUUGUGCAAACAAAAGCUGGAGCAGAUUGACGAAGGAUUUUUAAAAUGUAACGGAAGAAAACGGCAUAUAUAUAUAUACAAAUAUAUAGCAUGAGAGAGUAGGUUUAUGAGAUAUAGAAAUCUUCAGAAAUGAAAUAGUUAUUGAAGAAUGUAAUAUAAAAAUCCUGCAGAUUGCCUUCGUUUGAAAACUAGCUUCAGUUCACACCUGUGGUACCAAAGGACUUUUACCAUAGACAAAGGCAGGAAGAGUCGACUUUAAUGAGAAGGGUGUGAUAGGUUGUGAGAAAGUUCCCCAUUUAUUAGAGGUUGCGAGAAUAUAUGAAAUGCUAAUUAGAUUACUGUGAAUCAAUCAAGUCCUUGUUAAAGGUGUACUUUCUCCAGGUCUAUAUAAUGUAUUAAUAAAUUCAUAUGUAUUAAAUGUUGAAGGAGUCCUCAUUUAAUACGGAAA